Mesorhabditis belari is the source of this 1329-nucleotide messenger RNA. NCBI's taxonomy places the organism in Eukaryota, Metazoa, Nematoda, Chromadorea, Rhabditida, Rhabditidae. The record is from the annotation of a GenBank genome assembly.
AUGAUGGUAACACUGGCGAGUCCGGAAGAACUUCCAUCGUCAAGAAGCGAAGAUGAUGAAGAUCAUCUCAAAUUUGUGAGAAGGGAUGGCAAAGUUUUGACGGAAGACGGAUGUAAUCUUUUGGAAAUGGAUAUGGAUGAUCCAGCUUGCAGACAAUUUAUCUUGAUUUCAAAGUUUAUUUCGGUCAUGGGACUUUGCUACAAGCCUUUUUCCAGUUUAUACACUGGUGUUUUUGAUUUUUACCAUUCGGUCUAUCGCUUUGAUCCGAAAUCUUCGGGGAGAACUUAUCAAUGGAUCGUCAUCAUUAUUCAAGCACUCGUCUCACAGAUUUUCUUGACUCGAGUGCAAAUGAAUCUGGGCAUUCCGAGAUUUUUCCAUACACUGAAGCAUUUUCAAAUAGAUGAUGGAGGAUAUUAUGAUAAACUUCGCAACCGUUCAAUAUCCAAUCAUACUCGUCGAUUUCUCGUUCUUUUUGGAACUGGCUUCAUCUCCGUCAUUUUCUACUUGACUGCAGCGAAACUUGGUUUUGCGACUGCAAUAAUUCAUCCGAGUUUCUUAUAUACUUUCAUCUAUCCAGAGUUACUCUGGAUUCGUCAUUUUCUCAUUUUCUACAGCUUACAAGUCUGGACGAUCGCUUUACAUGUUUACAUGUGCCUUGCAAAUAUCAUGUAUUGGGAAGCGAAGAAGUUUAAUCGAAAACUCAGAGCUUUAAACACUUCUACUCCAGAUGAAAUGGUGAAAAAAGUGGAAGAGAUGAUCCUUCUACACACUCAUUUAAACAAAUGUGUUCGAGAAUUGGAUCGGAUAUUCAAGAUCUACGCGUUUUUGAUCAUUUGCUCAAUUAUCCCUUCUACAUUAUUCACACUAACGCUCGUUUUGACAAGAGACAGCCUUUCUGGACUAAUGCUUUGCAUUCCAACAGUUUUGAUGUGUCUUUAUGGCUACAUCGGUGCCACUCUUACCCCUGCCACUUUACAUGAAGAGUCAAAUGCUCUUCCAAAUCUACCAACCGGGCAUUUCCGACAUCUAAUGCUAGAGCUUGAAAAUGCAGAUAUCCUUCAAACAACUCGCGAAAACGCCCGGAUUUCUUUUCGUGAAAUUCUAAGCAAAUCAAAAGCAACACUUUGUAUGAAUAACAAUCUCUGGGUGCCAUUUGACGAAAAAGUGAACAAGGUAGCUCACACGUUGGUGAUGCACUUGGAACAAGCCGAUUUGGGGAUUUCUCUUUGGGGCUUUGCACUCGUCACAAAACCAAUGAUUCUUACGACAUUUUCCGUGAUGAUGACUUGUCUGGCUUUCUUUUUGGAGUUUCGCCCGAAAGAGACCGCG